AUGGCCACCAGUGUUGUGAAUGCACUAUUCGGAUCCUACGAUCUUCGAAAUGCCAAACAGUGGCGGGAUGAAGACAUGGCUUAUCGCGAGCAAGAAAUUCAAUGGCUCAAUGACGAUAUCGUCCGUGCUCACCAGUGGCGGGUCGCUGACAUGGAGCGGUUUCUACGACGGGAGAAAAUGCAGAGUGAACAUUUGGUCUGUGAAGCUCGAGCCGAGCAGCUUUCAACCGUCUCGGAACAAUCAGCUCUUCUUUGUGGCUUCAUUGUCAGUGCCAUGUGCAACGUCGGUGUACCGGAUAACGUCCGCGCUUCUGUCUUGUUCUUGUAUACAGUCUCCGGUACAUCCGUCUGUGUCGCCAUGCUCAUUUGUGCCGUCAUGUGCACCAACCUUUUGCUGGCUGUCACGCGAUAUGCUGCCCAUACACUGGAAGACAGUGUCCGGUCAAUGGACAUGACGCAAUUGGAAUGGGAAUCCCCCUUUAGUUCGUGGUGGCUCCGACGCUGUGAAAAGGAGCAGAUGACUGCAUACAAGUUCCUGCUCUUUGGCGUCGCUUUCUUCUUCCUCUACUUGGGCGCAGUCUCCUGGGUGCAAUUCUACAUGUCCACAGGCACGUCUCUUAGUAUCUCGUCGCUCUCGUUUGUGGGCUUUCUCAUUUGGCAGCUACGCAUUGCAAGCAAAUGGAGAUACCUGCUGACACCACCUUUGUCGCGAAACGCUGCACGCGGCAUGGCAUCCAGUGCUCAAUUAUCGGCACUCUCGGAUUCGUACCUGUCGAUGCCAAAGACGCCACGAACAAUGAGAAAAUCCUCAAUGGUCGAAUCCAGCUCGGAAGUUCUGGGCUCGACGUCCGGCUUCACGUAG
Molecule: messenger RNA, 861 nt
Organism: Peronospora matthiolae
Lineage: Eukaryota; Oomycota; Peronosporomycetes; Peronosporales; Peronosporaceae
Source: the annotation of a GenBank genome assembly